UUGAACGUGGCAAUUUGUCGAAGCCCAUCGUUGGGAUGGCAAAUUGUCAAUUGGCUCCCCCCGAGAACUCCUCCCACUCGCACGAGCCAACACAAAAACUGCGACGCUCUCCUCCUCGUCGCGCCGCCGCAUCUAGCCUCGCCGCCGGCGAUCCGGUUCGAUCCACUCCGCCGCGCCAUUGCCGCCCUCUGGCGCGCAUGUAAUCCUACGCCGUGGUCCUCUCCCACCUUCGCUCCCGCUUCCGCGACCCUCCACGGGCAUGGGGAUGGGGGCCGCGAGAGGAGGCGCCAGGGGCUGGGUCCCCGGCGAGAGGUGGCGGCGGGUCCUCUUCCUCGCGCUGGCGUCCGUCUCCUUCCUCGUCUCACUCAUCCUCCUCUUCCUCUCCGCCCCGCGCCUCCGCCUCCCGGGACCAACCCCGUCCUCCUCCUCCGCGGCCACCGCCGCCCGGCGCGGGCCCGACGCGCCGCCCUGCCUCGCGUACCUCCUCACCGGCGCCCGCGGCGACGGGCGGCGACUCCUCAGGCUCCUCCUCGCGGUUUACCACCCGCGCAAUCGCUACGUGCUCCACCUCUCCGCCGACGCGCCCGACGCCGAGCGCCGGAGCCUCGCCGCCGGGGUUGCGGCCGCCGCCCCUGCCGUGGGCGCGUUCGGGAAUGUCGCCGUCGUCGGCACCCCCACUGCGGGGACGCCCGUGGGAUCCUCAGGGCUCGCCGGCACGCUCCGCGCCGCCGCCGUGCUGCUCCGGCUCCACCCUGACUGGGACUGGUUCCUCACCCUCAGCGCCGCCGACUACCCCCUGGUCACCCAGGACGACCUGAUUCACGUCUUGUCCUCUGUUCCAAGGGACCUUAACUUCAUUGAUCACACUAGUGACAUUGGGCCGAAAGAAUCUGAGAAAGUACAAGAAAUGAUAGUCGAUGCUGGAAUUUACUUGGCAGGGAGGACCAACUUCUUUCGAGCUACACAGAAACGACCAACUCCUGACGCUUUUAAGUUCUUCACAGGUUCUCCAUGGGUCAUUCUUAACCGGCGGUUUAUAGAGUACUGCAUUCUUGGUUGGGAGAAUCUCCCCCGGAUUCUUCUCAUGUACUUCAACAAUGUAAUGCUACCCCUGGAAGGAUAUUUCCACUCAGUCAUAUGCAAUUCGCUGGACUUCCGCAAUCUCACUGUGAACAAUGACUUGAGGUUCAUGGUUCGGGAUGAACCACCUCAGACAGAGCCCCUUUUUCUGAGCAGGGAACGUUAUGGUCAGAUGGUGGAUAGUGGGGCACCUUUUGCGAGGCCGUUUCGAGAGAAUGAUCCUCUGCUGGACAAGAUCGACAGCAACAUACUAAAGCGUUGGAGCCAUGGAGCCAUUCCUGGUGCCUGGUGCUUAGGGAGGAAGAGGUGGCUCAGUGAUCCGUGUUCCCAGUGGGACGACGUGAACAUUGUGCGACCAGGCCCUCAAGCUGUGAAGUUGCACCAAUACAUAAAUAGGACUUUAGAAGAAGCAAAGUCUAGCAGAAACUCAUGCAGGCGAUAGUUGCAUUUUUGUCAGGGGCCUCACAUCACACCCCUUGGUUGAAAGCUUUGAACUUACUCAAUUUCUCCGCCGAGGGCUCUCCACCAUGCUGAAUAAGUAGCCGAUCCCUCCAUGAACUGAAACAAGCACUCGUCAUGCCUGGAUACCGACACUCGGCCAUGGAGGGCCGUGGUAGAUUCUUUUCAAGAUCUUUUUUGUGGCAACUAUCAUAAUCAUGGCUGAAGAAUUCCACUGCGGUCUAGGUAACUCCAUUGACCAUUUCUUGCUCCACUAUGAUAUUGAAGACAGAUAGCUUAGAGGCUAGAGCAGGCGAGAGCAGAGGCUUAUACAGGUGGUGUAGUUCAUCUGUUGUCAUUUUGAGUAACCUCGUGUUGGUUGCUAUUCACAGCACAGCUAAUGAAAUUUGUUCAUCCUCGUGCUCUCAGAAGGGUAGAACUAGAGAAACAAAGUAGAACAAGCGAUCAUGUUGUCUUACUGGACAACUUUGCUUUCAGAUGCUUAGAAUUAUCACUGAACAAACUCCAUAGUGUACUGAUGUUAUUUUUCCGCUUCUUUUGAGAAAUAUAUCUUUGCACAUUAUGACAUAAAGGUACU
Phragmites australis (common reed) is the source of this 2116-nucleotide messenger RNA. Its product is annotated as beta-glucuronosyltransferase GlcAT14B-like. Gene Ontology annotation, cellular component: membrane. Gene Ontology annotation, molecular function: glucuronosyltransferase activity. The record is from RefSeq and is a predicted model, not a curated record. NCBI's taxonomy places the organism in Eukaryota, Viridiplantae, Streptophyta, Magnoliopsida, Poales, Poaceae. The transcript is spliced from 4 exons. The coding region runs from base 260 to 1522 and encodes 420 amino acids.